GCUUCAUGCUCUGCGGAGUCGAGCAUGUCGUCAGCAGCGGGCUACCGGUACUUUCUAACCCUAACCACGGUGGUUAUGUCAAAGUAAACGACUAAAAGCCUUUUUGGAAAUGUAGUGUAUUUCACCGGUGUUUCCGACCGCGGACACUGGAUAUACUAACGUUACAACCGGUUAUAACCGAACUUAACUUCCCCUGGAGUCAGAGCACCAGCCAAUAUCCUACACCUACAGGACUGUACCGCAGGUGUUCAGCGUCUGCAAAUGAUGGCCCGACUAGGACGAUUAAAAGAAAGGCCACUCGUGGCAGGAAGACCCUUAGAAAAAAGACAAGGGUCCCGGAAACUGAACACCCAAACACCUCUAAGGGUGAUGUCGGCGUGGGAGGAGUGAAGAGGACAAGAUUUGACCUUAACAAGCAUGACAUGGAGACGGCGUCCUGCUCAGCGGAUACUGAAAGCUGCAAUCCAUCUGUGAAUGAUGUGGGCAAGAGAGGUGUUAAGAGGAAGGCCGUCGCCGAUGGAGAAGGACCAAGCAGGAAAAUAAAAAGGAAAUCAGACCUGAAGGAGACCAAACUGGAUUUGUCCGUCGCUGCCCUAACAGCAAAAUUUAAGGCCAAAUACCUCGAGCAGGAUCAGCUGGGCGUGGGAGGAUGUGGAUCUGUGUUUGCCGGAUAUCGCAGAGCAGAUCAUUUACCUGUUGCCAUCAAACGCAUACCAAAGGACAGAAUCCUCUGCAAAGAAGUGGACCAGAAUGGGAAGCAGCUGUCCGCGGAGGUCGCCGUCAUGUUAAAACUUGCGGCUGGAACAAAUGGAUCAGUGGGGACGUCAGCAUCAGUGUCCCUACUGGACUGGUAUGAUUUGGACCAGGAGCUGAUCCUGGUGCUGGAGAGACCAGUUCCCUCCAAGGACCUACUCAAUUACAUCGAGGACAACGGAGGUUUCCUACAGGAGGAACAGACCAAGAUCAUACUGACACAGCUUGUUGAUGCAGCAAUUGAACUUGAGAACCACUGCAUCUUUCACCGAGACAUCAAGGUUGAAAAUAUACUAAUCGAGACCGGUUCAGAUGUCCCUCGCGUUCGCCUUAUCGACUUCGGACUGAGUUGCUUCACUAAGAAAGGAUCCCUUUACCGCAAUUUCUACGGUACCCCUUCUCACAUCCCUCCCGAGUGGUACAGUCAUUGUUCCUACAGGCCCGGCCCCACCACAGUGUGGCAGCUGGGAGUGGUCAUGUUUGAAACGCUCCAAGAAGUUCCAUUUGAGACCACCAAGUUCCUUGAAAACAAGUUGAGAAUCAGCAAACAGCUGUCCAAAAACUGCCAGGAUUUCUUGACAAUGUGUUUGACCGAAGAACCCCAACAGCGUCUUACCCUGGAGCAGCUCCAACUUCACCCAUGGCUCAGAUAAACCAGCAUUACACCCACACACACGCUUAAAGUCCAUAAAUCUAUCCAAUGCCAUACAUAAGUGUCAUCCAAGUACUAAUGCUGCUCUUUCUUUGACAGAAAGACAGAUUUGAGAAACUGCUGCUUGACAUAUUUAAUCGGACUUAUCUAAUUGAACUUGGAUAUUGGACUUUUUACAGUAAUUGGCCUUUGUUCAGAUCCUGUAGCACCCCCAGCCAUCCCAGGAGAGGUGAUCUCUCCUCGAAUUGCCUUUCCCGAGGUUUCUUCCCAUUUCUGCUAGCCUCAGGAUUUUGGGGAGUUUUUCCUUGUUUUCUUGGAGAGCUUGGGCUGGGUCAGGAGCUGCUGCUAAUACAGGCUGUGAGAGCCUAAUUAGCUAUUAUGUGAUAUAAUAGUCUAAAUCUGAGCCAUAAAAAUAAACUGCAAUUAAAAUCAAAACCAAAUGAAUUCACCUUUUCAUCAUGAAUUAAAAAAGAGUGACAUAAACAAAACAGAAAUGGUUAAGACACUUGAACAGGAAAACAUAAUACAUAGGGAUAACCUAAAUAAAAUCUUUUUAAGAGAUUAUGAGAAGCUCCAGAGCUGAGGGGCCCGGUCACCUGCGGGUCUGGAUUCAGGAGCGGCCCGAGGAGACCUGCCUCUGGGACAACGCGCUGUUAGUAUGUAGGGGAGCAGCAAUUCCCAUCAACUCUCAAAAUCAAUCAACUCUAAAACUGAAAAUAGAGGUAAUGUGAUCUUGUUUUUUGGAAUUCGUGAAAAGCCCGGCAGCUGCAUUUUGUACCAGGAAGAGUGAAAUGGUUUUGAGACUUAAAACCAGCGGUGGAGGAAGUAUUCAGAGCCUUUACUUAAGUAAAAGAAGGCUACUUCUAGGCUACUAAUACCACACAGUAAAAAUACUCUGUUACAGUAAAAGUCCUGCAUUAAAAACGUUCCCUCAGUUAAAGUCUGUAAGUA
Messenger RNA from Perca fluviatilis (European perch), 2356 nucleotides. RefSeq names its product serine/threonine-protein kinase pim-1-like. Gene Ontology annotation, biological process: regulation of mitotic cell cycle; protein autophosphorylation; negative regulation of apoptotic process. NCBI's taxonomy places the organism in Eukaryota, Metazoa, Chordata, Actinopteri, Perciformes, Percidae. The record is from RefSeq and is a predicted model, not a curated record. The coding region runs from base 423 to 1406 and encodes 327 amino acids. Gene Ontology annotation, cellular component: cytoplasm. Gene Ontology annotation, molecular function: protein serine/threonine kinase activity; ATP binding. The transcript is spliced from 9 exons.